AUGGGAGGUCCAUUCCAAAGAUAUGGGAAUGAAUCGGCUCAGAGAUCGGGUAAACAAGAGUACGAUGAUUUGUCGGAUAACGAAGGAUGGGAUGAUGAUGAUGACCUGGAGGUCGAUCGUGAAUGGUAUUUACAGGACGACGACGGUGGUGUGGCGGGGGACGCUGAUCACAAUCCGUUUGCACAGUAUGAAGAUAUGCACGGACAAGUUUCAAAUGUGCUUGCUAGACGUCAGCAACGUAUGACUGCGCGUCAAGCUCAAUACAAUGUAGAUUUGGACGCAUGGGAAAAGAGUCGUCUUCAAUCAGGUGGGGUUGGUGGCAGGCAAGCUGUCCGAGAUGAUCUUGACGAUCAUGAUGAAAAUCGCAUUCAUCUACUAGUGCAUAAUCUCCGACCACCGUUUUUGGAUGGUAAGACAGUCUAUACGAAACAGAUCGCACCGGUGAACCCGGUGAGGGAUCCAACGUCAGACCUUGCUGUAUUUGCAAUGAAGGGAAGUCGCCUCGUCAAAGAGCAUCGGGAGCAAGCUGAGCGAGCAAAAGCGGCGGGUCGCGUAGCUUCCCUCAAAGGCACACAGCUUGGUAACAUUAUGGGUGUUAAGGAUGAUGAUGAUGAAGACGUCAAAGACAAAAGCAAAAUUGAUCCAUCGCAAGACGAUGGCAAAGGUGAUUCAAAGUUUGCAUCCCAUCUUAAAAGAGGACGAGGCGCAAGUGCCUUCAGUCGAAACAAAAGUCUUCGCGAGCAAAGACAGUACCUUCCUGCAUUUGCGUGUCGUGAAGAAUUAAUGCGAGUGAUUGGCGAGAACCAAGUCGUGGUUGUUAUUGGCGAGACAGGUAGCGGGAAAACGACGCAGCUUUGUCAAUUUUUGCACGAAGACGGCUAUACAGAAUACGGUAUUGUUGGAUGCACACAACCUCGACGUGUGGCUGCUAUGAGUGUGGCCAAGCGCGUCAGUGAAGAAAUGGAAUGCCCGCUGGGUGGCACUGUGGGAUAUUCUAUUCGUUUUGAGGAUUGUACAUCGAAAGACACCAAGAUCAAAUACAUGACAGACGGUGUGAUGUUAAGAGAGUCCUUGACAGAACAUGAUCUGGACAGGUACUCUGCUAUUAUUCUUGACGAGGCUCACGAGAGAAGCCUCAGUACAGACGUACUCAUGGGUCUGUUGAAGAAAGUCCUGACGCGACGGCGCGACUUGAAACUAAUCGUGACAUCUGCUACGAUGAAUGCAGAAGGCUUUUCGAAGUUUUUUGGUUCGGUGCCAAUUUUCACAAUCCCCGGGCGAACGUUUCCAGUCGACGUGUUAUUUAGCAAGACGCCCUGUGAAGAUUACGUUGAGAGUACGGUGAAACAGAUAUUGACCAUUCAUCUUUCCCAAGGAAAAGGCGAUAUUCUAGCGUUCAUGACUGGUCAAGAAGACAUUGAGGUUACAUGUGAAGUGGCACUUGAGCGCCUGAGUCAGCUGGAAGGCGCUCAGCCUCUAUUGAUGCUGCCAAUUUAUUCACAAAUGCCGGCAGACCUCCAAGCACGGAUUUUCGAGCCAUCAGAAAAUGGCGAGAGGAAAUGUGUAGUUGCCACAAACAUUGCCGAGACGUCCUUGACCGUUGAUGGUAUAAUGUACGUGGUUGAUUCAGGAUUCAGUAAACUAAAAUUAUACAACCCGAAAGUGGGCAUGGAUUCACUCCAAAUCAUGCCUAUCAGUCAAGCUAAUGCAUCCCAGCGCUCAGGUCGCGCGGGACGCACUGGCUCAGGUAUUGCAUACCGUCUUUAUACGGAGGUGGCUUUCCACAAUGAAAUGUUUCCCAGCACGAUCCCUGAAAUCCAACGAACUAAUUUGGCAAACACUGUCCUACUUCUUAAGUCAUUAGGCGUCAAAAAUUUGCUCGAAUUUGACUUCAUGGACCCCCCGCCACAGGACAAUAUCAUCACGAGCAUGUAUCAGUUGUGGGUCCUUGGUGCGUUAGACAAUGUCGGCAACCUGACCCCGCUUGGUCACAAGAUGAGCGAAUUUCCUAUGGAGCCAAGCCUGGCGAAAAUUCUUAUUAUGAGCACCGAGUAUAAGUGCUCCGAAGAGAUGCUUACAAUCGUGAGUAUGUUGAGCGUUCCAACAGUUUUUUAUCGGCCUAAGGAGCGUCAGGAGGAGAGUGAUACAGCGAGAGAAAGAUUUUAUGUUGCAGAGAGUGAUCACUUGACGCUGUUGCAUGUUUACUCGCAAUGGCGAAACAAUGGUUUCCGCGACGGCUGGUGCAACAGGCAUUUCUUGCAUGCCAAAUUACUUCGCAAAGCGCGCGAAGUUCGCGCUCAGUUAGAGGACAUUCUUCGUGCUCAAAAGCUUCCUAUUGUGAGUUGCGGGACAGAUUGGGACGUGAUUCGCAAAUGCAUAACGUCGGGAUAUUUUCAUCAAGCAGCACGAGUCAAGGGCGUUGGAGAAUAUGUCAACUGUCGCACAGGAGUGCCUAUGCACUUGCAUCCGACUAGUGCAUUGUAUGGGCUGGGAUACACGCCAGAUUAUGUCGUAUACCAUGAGCUGACGCUCACUUCAAAAGAGUACAUGGGGAUUGUGACCGCUGUGGAUCCAUAUUGGCUUGCAGAACUCGGCGCCGUCUUUUAUUCUAUCCGAGAAACCAAUGCACUCGCAGCCUCUAGUCGUCGUGGUCGCGAUACACAGCUUAGUCGCCUUGUUGAAAUUGAGACUGAGUUUGAACGUGACAGACAGAGAGCUGCAGACGAAGAAGCUAAUGAGUUGAAACGAUUUAAGCGCAAUCCUGGUCCAUCGAUCCGCGGGUCCACUAAUCGAGAUGGGAUAGCUAUGCCCGGGAUUGGACCCCCACGCCGUGGUCGACGCCUGCCGUUUAACAAAAAGUAG
Molecule: messenger RNA, 2862 nt
Organism: Malassezia globosa CBS 7966
Lineage: Eukaryota; Fungi; Basidiomycota; Malasseziomycetes; Malasseziales; Malasseziaceae
Exons: 2
Coding region: 1-2862 (953 amino acids)
Biological process (GO): mRNA splicing, via spliceosome
Cellular component (GO): intracellular anatomical structure; spliceosomal complex
Molecular function (GO): 3'-5' RNA helicase activity; RNA binding; ATP binding
Source: RefSeq, a predicted model, not a curated record